Messenger RNA from Oncorhynchus kisutch (coho salmon), 4160 nucleotides. Its product is annotated as transmembrane and coiled-coil domain protein 3-like. Bases 406 to 1830 code for a protein of 474 amino acids. The transcript is spliced from 6 exons. Lineage: Eukaryota; Metazoa; Chordata; Actinopteri; Salmoniformes; Salmonidae. The record is from RefSeq and is a predicted model, not a curated record. Gene Ontology annotation, cellular component: endomembrane system.
AGGACAGAACAAGACAGGGGACUGACAGCAGUUCAGUAGUGCCUGGUGCGGAAGGGAACGGGCUCAGAGUGUGUGUGUGUGUAGGAGUGUAUCUUUGGAUUUUUAGGGUGUUGGGAAGGGAGGUCCGAGCCGGGCCUUGUGACGGCACAUCUUUAUCACCACUGACAGGAAGGAAGGGUUUUCACCAGAGCCAGAGGGAAACCACACACACACACACACACACACACACACACACACACACACACACACACACACACACACACACACACACACACACUCCUCCCACAGUGGCUGUUCCUCUAAAAGGCUGCCAGCUCUUUGAUGUUCACUGAGCGUCUUCUGAAGUUCGUAGGAAUGAACUUUGACUUCACACACUCUGGCCCUUAACCCUGAGGAAGAGGAGAGAUGAAGAAGCACUUCACGACCAUCCCACUCAUCCACGUCACAGAGGCGGAGCGUGGCAGCGAUGGUAACAACAUCCUCAGCCUCCCGGUACCGAUGCGGCGGGGGGGCUCUGAGUCCAACCUGGUGUCUGAGGGGGGCGUGGGCCUGGACUUCACUAAGGGCCGUCUGGCCAUCGACAGCCUGCAGCAGAAGAUACUCAAGGUGACAGAGCAGAUCAAGGUGGAACAGACAGCCAGGGACCAGAACGUGGCAGAGUACCUCAAACUGGUCAACAACGCUGACAAGCAGCAGGUGGCACGCAUACGCCAGGUGUUUGAGAAGAAGAACCAGAAGUCUGCCCACAGCAUCGCCCAGCUGCAGAGGAAGCUGGAGCAGUACCACCGUCGCAUGAAGGAGGAGGCCAACGGGGCCAAGCACCCGCCCAGGGAUGCCCGGGGGGAGGGGGGCAAGGAGGGCCAAAAGGACGGCAGCCUGCGGGACGUCAGCUCGGCCAGCGCGCGCAACCCGGCAAUGGACAAGGUCAAGACCAUCGGCCCCGGGGUCUCCCUCUCGCCCCCCUUCUUCUUCAACAAGUCGCGGGAGUUCGCCAACCUCAUCCGCAACAAGUUCGGCAGCGCAGACAACAUUGCCCACAUGAAGAGCUCCAUGGAGACGGGGGCGGGGCUCCAGGCAGAAGGCGGGGGCCGGGCGCUGAGCGGCAGCGCCACCACGAUUGCCAAGGCCAAGUACCCCAGCGACGACGAAUGUUCCACGGGGACCUCUGUGUCGGCAGACUCCAACGGGAACCCGGCGGGGGGGUCGGGGUUGGGGUCAGGGGGUGGGCCGGGGAGGUCAGACUCUCAAGCGAGGCUGGGGGAGGUGCUGGAGGAGGUCAGGGAGAUUAGGGAGGCCCAGGCACAGCUGGCCGAGGACAUGGAGUCACUGAAAAGACAGUUCAAGAGUGACUACAGCUUCAUCACACAGACGCUGCAGGAGGAGAGAUACAGGUUUGAGCGGUUAGAGGACCAGUUAAAUGACCUGACAGAGUUGCACCAGCAUGAGACCAGUAACCUGAAGCAGGAGCUGGCCAGCAUCGAGGAGAAGGUGGCUUACCAGGCCUACGAGAGAGCUAGGGACAUCCAGGAGGCUCUGGAGUCGUGUCAGACGCGUGUCUCUAAGCUGGAGCUCCAGCAGCAGCAGCAGCAGACGGUACAGGUGGAGAACACAGACGCCAAGGUGCUGCUGGGGAAAUGCAUCAACAUCAUGCUGGCCAUCGUCACGGUGAUCCUGGUGUGCGUUUCCACGGCGGCCAAAUUCACCGCGCCCCUCCUGCGGAGCCGCAUGCACCUGGCUUUCACCUGCAUGGGUUUGUCCCUACUUGUGGUCAUCUGGAAGAACUGGGAGCACCUACAGUGUGCCCUGGAACGCAUGCUCCUCCCACACUGAGCUAGACUCCUCCCAUGUUAAGCUAGUCUCCACCCAGUCUGAGUUUGUCCCCCUCACACUGUGGGUUUGGCACCACCCACACCGAGCUUGCGACUUUGGAACUCUGUGACGUUGUCAUAGUGAUAGAUUAAAUGGGGCGGUGUUUACAAUGUAGCCUUACACCCCACCACCCUUGUGUCUCUCCCCCUCUCUGUCUUUUGGAGUUUGGGCAGAACUCCUUGAGGGAAAUUGUUUCUAAACGGUGCCAGUGUGCCACUACAGUACAAAUUACAGGAAAGCAAGACUGACCAAUCAGAUGGGGGCUACAGAGGAAGCAGGACCAGUCACAUACAGUAUUAUUGCGGACACUGGUCUUUGUGUGGUUGUCAAUCUCAAUAGGACAUUGAACUGCACUAUACAGGUGGUAAGCUUUGAGUUUGAGUUUAUUUAUUUUUACAGGGACAGUGCACAUUAAUCAACAUUUCAGCAAAAGUGCCGGUUUUAGCCAGCCGGCUAAUUUUCAACCGCAGUCCCUGGGCAGGUUAUUAAAAACAAUUACAAUAUAGACAAUAGCAACAUAGAACAAGCAAGACAUAGCAACAUAGGACAAGCAAGACAUAGGACAAGCAAGACGUAGCAUACAGACAGAGCAGCAUAAAACAAAAAGCAGCAAGACAAAAUUCAUAAAAGCAACAAAGUGUUUCCACACCUCACAAGCUACAGACAACAGACAACAUGGAGAGCGGCAACACACAGCUAGGGACCAUGUUCACAAAUCUGAUUGACCUUUAGCCAUGUCUUCAAGCAUUUUGUGAAAGUGUGAUAUGUGGUGCAGUUAUGUGUGUCUGAUGGCAGUGUAUUCCAGACAUGGGAAGCUCUUACAGAGAAUGCAGAUUUACUAAAGGUGCUUUUCCUUAGGGGAACUAUACAGUCACCUCUCAUGGCAGACCUUGUGGAUCUGCUGCCAUAUGUCUGGGUUUUCUGUUUAACAAAAAUAUUUACGUAUAACCUUUAUAGGGGAAACAAGGGGUCCCUCGAUUGGUUCCCUGUCUUUUGCGGAGUCGUACUUACAUCACCUUAAUUACACUAACACACUGACAGUAUUAAAGACCUCUGGCUCUGAUCCACACACAGUCUCACUCCCACCCCCCCCAAGCCACUAUGAUACACAUUCACCCACACUCCCACUGACAGGAAUGAGACUUGUGUGUCAGUGUAUGUACAGGGGGUGGGGGUGUUCUCCAUGUGAGAGAGCUUUGUCUGUGUGUACCUGUACUGUCAAGUGAUGAAAUGUUUUAUCAUUUAAAAAAAAAAAAGACAAAGGACAAUGUUUCUUUUUUAAAGUGUAAUAUUUGUCUGAGUGUCCGUGAAGGACUGCCUCUUGUUUCUGUGUGCUGGUAUACGGGUUUGUGGAUAAAUGGUGUCUUAUGUACUCUAUAUAGUCUAUUAACAGAUGCAGUGGAACUGCCACGGGUCUAGUCUAUAAGGGGUGAAUUCACCCCAAGAGUUAUGUGUUCUCUCUCCCAAAGGAAAUGCAUAGACUGACCCUUUAGCCGCUAACAUGCUAACUGUGUGAGUGAUAUCCUCUGCCAGUCUUUGAUGGAUCUGGGGGGAGGUAACCUCUGGCCUGACACACAAACCUCAUUUCUGAUUCCUCCUUUAAUAUUGAUGAUAAUGUCAUUGUUGUGAAAUAGGAAUGAAGCUCUGUUCAGAGUGGGCUGAACAAAGGAUUUGACUUCUACCAAAUGGUUCAGACAGAUUUCAACACAUUAGAAUUUUUUUUCUUCUGAAAUGUUGAAUAUUUUUUUGCCUUUUUACAAUGAGAACAGAACAAAAUGAACAUUCUAAAUGCCUUUGAUGCUAUCGUCUGAUUGGACAGAGAUGGGAGGGGUGGGUGGGAAGUGAACGAUGCAGCUCUGGCCCCACCCACUCUGUAAGCUACUUAUCACUGUGAUGAUGAUGAUGAUGAUGGGGGCCAGGCCUGAUGCCUUUUCAAUGCAGCUUCUGUGUUAAACCUGAUAUUUUCUGUGCUUUGGUCUCUGCCAAAUGUAGGUUGGUUCUAUGUGGCUGGUUGGCACCUUGAGUAAUAUAGUAUGUCAUGUCCUGAACCAUUGAUAUUUACAGAGUUCUGGCUCUAUCCCAAAUCCCAAAUCUAUCUAUUCCCUGUCUCUGUGUCUGGAGAGAGAGCCAUAUCCCAGAUUCACAGCCCAGGGACAAUAAUUCCGGUGUCUAGAUUCUGGUAUGUUAUCCCCUCGGAGUAGCAUUGCACAUUGUUGGUUUUAAUCCAGUUGUGGUUUUCCAAAACACCGUUUUUAAAACAAGAACAAAAAUAAAUCUUCCUUUUCUAGAAA